AAAAUCUCUACUCGCUGCUCCUAUACCUUCUGAUGAUGAAUAACAACACUUAACUGAGAUGGACCCCGAAAAGGUCGUUAUUAAAGUAUUAUAAUAGUGUCAAGAUGAUCAUGUUGACUACCAUUACAACGCAUGCGUGRGUAUUCCUCGGUGCUGACCGUGAGGAACGCACGCUCGAACAAACGAAUGGCCAGAAUUCCACUUGACUAAAACCACACUGGUUUGACGAGCAUUACAGCGCAUGCGUGGGUAUUCCUCGGUGCUGACUGUGAGGAACGCACGCUCGAACAAACGAAUGGCCAGAAUUCCACUUGACUAAAACCACACUGGUUUGACGACCAUUACAGCGCAUGCGUGGGUAUUCCUCGGUGCUGACCGGGAGGAACGCACGCUCGGAGACAAGAAUGACCAGAAUUCGACWUAACUAAAACUGGACUGGUUUUAAAGUUCUAUUGAUGUACAAAAUAUCCCCAUUCCUCGAAAUAAUAAUAUAUGGUCAAUAUUUUCUAAAAUUGUGCAAUUUUGAUACUCUUUUUUUUAAAUAACGCUAUUCCAUGUAAAUAUGCACCGAAUUAAAAUAUUUCAACAGAUAUCAUAUUCCUAAACAAGAUGUUUUGAAUAUCAAUUAGUAAUCUUAUUCUUGGCUAGGCAUUGCCUUCGUUCUUACUUUAAGAUCAUGAAGUAUUAAAUUGCGAAACGACACAUCGCGACAGUGAGACAGAUAAUCGCUUUUCACUCCAUAAAGCAACUCCCUUACCUGAGCUGCCACAAGAGGUAUGACGAUUAUUGUAGUUGACUAUUUAGCAAUUAGUCCUGGAGGGCUGGAGGACUGGAGGACUAAUUGUUCUAGGCUCAGGUCAAACGUCACGUCGAGCUUAACAUGAGCCGAACCUAAUUCGAUGUUAUUAGGUUCGGCUCAUGUGCAGUUCGACGUUUGACCUGAGCCAUAGUCAACUCGAACUAGUCGGUCAAUUAUAUAGAUGCAAAAGGUUUUUAAUUAAAGUUGAAUUCAAUGUUUAGGUUUUCAAAGCAGGCACUUUUCGCUACUAGCAUAGUAGCAGCUCGUCCUAUCUGAACACAGCAUUGAUUAUAGAAAACACUUCGCGUUUGUAUUUGACGUCACACGAUCAAAAUAAAUGGUCAAUACAAUGCAAAACCGCUGAAAACUAUAAUAUCUAUCUUUACGACUAUCGGCUUUGUUUCUCCUCAUUAGCCCCACGUUAAAAUAAACUUUCCGGUUUAAAUGAGCUACGAAGAUUAUCUAAAAGACGUCAGUCAGUCAGUGAUAAGCUUUAAAGUGAAUGCAAUUAAGACUGUCCGUUAAACAAAGGGAUACUCGGGAUAUAUAAAACUGACAAACCAUCUCCGGCAUAACAAGAUUGUGUAAUAAGUACAAUCGGUAGAAUUUCCUGCCCGCUUGGGGGUUGAUUUAUCAUUAUUUCGACAAAUAAAAAGACUUACAUAUGAUUAUAUUAAUGAAUAGAGUUAGAAAUGGUUUCAAUAGAAUAUUUGUGUUUGCAGAAUGUGAUAAACCCCAUUUUAAACAGCUUUGUAGGUAUGAAUUUUUUUUCUUUUUUCGUUUUUUUCUUUCUAAGCCAUUAUUCCCGUCUUUAAUAACCAUCGUAUUGUUCGUUUGCUUUGCUUGCAGAUAAUCCACAUCCAUUGUAUCAUUUCAUAUAAACCAACAGUCAACAUCCAGACUUCAAGCAAUCAAAUAUAGCAGUUGGAUUUCGUAUCACGUUUUCCCAUCUAUCAGGGCGGUCUGUUCGAGGACUGCUUGAAGCUACCAUUAAUCACAACUGGCAAUGGUAUCUUCAAGGUGAAAGAAGAUACUUAAAACAGGAAAUAGAAAUUUUGUUGGUAUAAUCUUUAGACUUUCGUUGUGAAACGGUACUUUGAAAAUUUCAGUAAUUUUGUCGUGCAGUAUGUACGAAGUAAUACUGGUGUAUAUUCUUGUCUUGGGUACCCUUUGUUGGAGUCUAGCGCCUCAAAACUUUGAUCACGAAGUAUGUGGAAGCUGGAAAAGAUACGGUAACUCGUGCUACAUGCGGGUCUAUGAUAAAGUCAAGCACACGGAUGCUGAUAUAUCGUGUCGAGGGAACGAUGCGUUUCUGGUAGAAGUUGAUGACRCUCUUGAACAACGAUUCGUGUUUGAGCAUCUAGUAAGAGUUCCGUACCCUGAGGGGGUAUGGACGGGAUUGGUACGAGUCACUAAUGGUUCAGAAUGGACGUGGAAUGGAAGAAARCCUUUGAAGUUUAAUUUCUGGGGCUUCGGGGAACCGAAUGACUUUAUGAAGCAAGGAGAGAAGUGCUCUGAGAUGAGAUCCUGGGAUGGCAAGUGGAAUGAUGUGCUGUGCUUGAAUAGGUUGUCCUACGUAUGCGAAAAAGAAAUUAAAGUAGGACAGUCCUCCACUAUGUCCACAGACAUCAGCCGAAUGAAUGGCGCCCUCACAGGUCACGUGAUUCUAGCUACCAAUGCGACCGGUGUAAUGGACUGUUACGAUAAGUGCCAAUCUAUCCCACAAUGCCUUUCGUUCAACUAUGAGCACUCGACAAGCAACCCACUGAGAACCUGUGAGCUAAACAACUCAACGAGAGGUCUUGUUGGCCAGAGCUUUGUACCUAGUGAUGGUUUUACCUAUUAUGACUAGCCCGUAUAUCGCCACACUUAUUUUUGCAUGGACAAAACAAAGUUUCAAAAUAAGAACCUCAUUUCAUUGAAUAAGGUGUUGGAUACUGCUUAAUAACCCCCUUCCAUUUUUUUCACUUCCUUAGCAAUGAAAUUUAAUAGCAACUAUCUAAGACUUAUUUUUGGUUGUUGUUGCUGUGGUUGUCGUUGUUCUUGUUGUUGCUGUUGCUGUUGCUAUUGUUGUUGUUGUUGAUGUUGUUUUUCAAGGAAUUAUAUAAUUUGUACAAAGUUACCCUUAAUAAUUGCGAAAAACUAACUAGAGUGUUGAGAACAUGUGUUAUUCUCUUGAGAAAAAGAUUCUUUGUUUAAGUUGUAUUCAUAUUCAUGUAUUUUCUACUCAUGCACAACCUUUUACUCCGACGAAGGACUAGCGUCCGAAACGUCAGUAAGUUUUUUCAUCUUUUCACGGUGUAAAAAUUACCUUUUUAUCAUUACUGUUUUAUUAGAAACACCGACGCAUCUCGCAAUAGUUUUUAGCUUCAUUUAGUUAUCUCUUCAUGCACAAGAAGCGAUACUCCAUGAAAUGAAACGUGGUCUGCAAUCCUGCUUCUGUACUUUUCUAGAACUGUGGUCAUCCAUAUCCUUCACUCUCUCGGAAAUACAUGGAUACAAAUUGUGUACRUAUUGAUUGUAAAUAUUGAAUUUAGCUUGUUAGGUUUUGCAAAGGGAGGGAAACCCGGAACAUAUACAAUGCUAAAAGCGUGUGCAUAUGGGGCCAAAUUAGAAUUGACAUAUUGUAUUUGUGGUUGCACGCAUUGCAUUCCAAGAUAGCAGUAGUCUGCUAAAUAAUUUAAUAGGUAAAUAGAUGCAAAAUCAGAUACAACUUGUAUUGUAGCAAUAUUAAAUAUGUUGCAUGUGUCUUAGCUUUGUUUUACAAUGUCCCUAUUUCCUUUGCUGACUUUUAACAAAAACUUUUCAGUCGAACUUUUCAUGAGCCUUGAAAACAAUGGAUACAAAGCGGUCUUCGUUUAUGUCAUUAGGUUAAACUCAUGCGACGUUCUCUUCAUUUAGUCUUCAACUUAGUCUAAGUGUUGAUUCAGACGUAUCGCGCAUAAUAUUUUAGCUUUGGGAUUAAAUAAUAUCUAUCCAUUAAUAAACAUGCCUCUAACAUAUCGUGCA
Actinia tenebrosa (Australian red waratah sea anemone) is the source of this 3808-nucleotide messenger RNA. RefSeq names its product C-type lectin lectoxin-Lio1. The record is from RefSeq and is a predicted model, not a curated record. NCBI's taxonomy places the organism in Eukaryota, Metazoa, Cnidaria, Anthozoa, Actiniaria, Actiniidae.